This is a messenger RNA of Nannizzia gypsea CBS 118893, 1176 nucleotides long. Its product is annotated as mitochondrial 54S ribosomal protein YmL3. Gene Ontology annotation, molecular function: ribonuclease III activity; double-stranded RNA binding. The record is from RefSeq and is a predicted model, not a curated record. Gene Ontology annotation, biological process: primary miRNA processing; regulation of gene expression; rRNA processing. The coding region runs from base 1 to 1176 and encodes 391 amino acids. NCBI's taxonomy places the organism in Eukaryota, Fungi, Ascomycota, Eurotiomycetes, Onygenales, Arthrodermataceae. Gene Ontology annotation, cellular component: nucleus. The transcript has a single exon.
AUGAAAAGAUUGCAGCUCCUACGCUGGAGCGGUGCCGUUGUAUCGCCGCCAAUACGGUCCUGUCGCAGCUCAUAUCUACGGCCCUUUCAGCACCAGAGGAAUGUGAGAUGGCUCUCCUCUGCAGCUGCGCCCGUAAUUCCCGAAAAUGAUCUCCCUUCUCUCCCACACAGCGUCCGAACUCAAAGUCCUCCACUCGCAUCAGCCGAAGAUUUCACAGCGUCUCCAAAGCUCUCCUCACUCCAUGCUCGACUCUCGUUGCCAGAGCGUCUGCCGCUUCAGACACUGGCUCGCACCCUAAUUGAUGCCUCCGCCGAUACCUCUUCUCAAUUUAACAACCAUUCCUUCUCCGUCCUCGGCAACGACCUCCUCUCCUAUUAUACUACCGAACACCUUAUUACCCAAUAUCCACGGUUACCCAUGUCAGUGCUCUGGACAGCAAUGUAUGCAUACAUAGGCCCAAAGGCAUUGGCCGUCAUGGCCAACGAAUGGGGUGUUGAGCACGCAGCCGAGCCAGGCAGCGAGGUCGAUCCUGCUUACCUCCAAUUCCGGAUAGCAGACCAGCAGACAAUAGAUAAGGAAAGUCAAGAAAUACCAGCCGGAAUAUCUCGUCAGCCUCUACCUGGCGAGAAGUUCAGACGAGGACUCGGCUCGUUGUUUGUAAACGACGUCGAAUUUUCUGAGUGCCGUGACGUCGACCCAAACACCUACGGAGACGCCAUCACACCAACUCGGGCUUCUGCAAACUUCGUCCGAGCCUUAAUGGGCGCUGUCUACCUCCAUGGAGGACGACGUGCCGCAAAGGCCUUCUUCGAGGAACACUUCAAGUCCCGCCAACUACCAAUUGCCGAUCUCUUCGGCUUUACUGAGCCCACACGCGAUCUCUCCAAGCUAUGCAAGCGAGAGGGCUUCGAGGCUCCAGUGGCCAAGGUUAUAAGUGAGACAGGCCGACUCAGCAGACACCCGGUGUUCAUAGUUGGUAUCUUCUCCGGCAAGGACAAACUCGGCGAAGGAGCCGGGUCAAGCUUAACUGAAGCUCGUGUCAGAGCGGCCGUUGCUGCCUUGAAGAGCUGGUACCUUUACAGUCCCCUCAACGCCAGAGUACCCAGCUCGAUGGAAGAAGAAGGUGCGGAACCCUGGAAAAGAGCUCACAUCGAUCCAGGCGAGAUCAUUGUUUAA